CGCCGCUGCUGCCGCCAUGUCCGAGACUGCUCCCGUCGCCGCGCCCGAUGUGGCCGCCGCUGCCGCUGUUCCGGCCAAGGCCGCCGCCACCGCCAAGAAGCCGAAGAAGGCGGCGGGCGGCUCCAAAGCCCGCAAGCCCUCGGGCCCCAGCGUCACCGAGCUGAUCACCAAGGCCGUGUCCGCCUCCAAGGAGCGCAAGGGGCUCUCCCUGGCCGCCCUUAAGAAAGCGCUAGCAGCGGGUGGUUACGACGUGGAGAAGAGUAACAGCCGCAUCAAGCUGGGGCUCAAGAGCCUCGUCAGCAAGGGCACCCUGGUGCAGACCAAGGGCACCGGCGCCUCCGGCUCUUUCAAACUGAACAAGAAGCCGGGCGAGACGAAAGAAAAAGCCCCGAAGAAGCGGGCAGCGGCAGCCAAGCCCAAGAAGCCGGCAGCCAAGAAGCCAGCGAGCACCGCCAAGAAGCCGAAGAAGGCAGCGGCAGUGAAGAAGAGCCCUAAGAAAGCCAAGAAGCCAGCGGCUGCUGCGCCUAAAAAAGCGGCUAAAAGCCCCAAAAAGGCAGCCAAGGCUGCAAAGCCCAAGAAGGCAGCGAAGAGUCCGGCUAAGGGGAAAGCGGUGAAGCCGAAGGCUGCUAAGCCUAAGGCGGCCAAGCCUAAAGCAGCCAAGACAAAGAAGGCAGCGCCUAAGAAGAAGUAAAUGAUAUUGGACAAGUCCAGUCUGCCUGGCAGACAAACCCAACGGCUCUUUUAAGAGCCACCCAAGUUUGCCAAGAAAAGAUCUGAAACGCUUAUUUUUUUUUUCUAGCAUAUUCCUAAUUCUUAUGCCUAACUUGGUUUCUUACUGUUCUCGUUUUUUUGCCGAUUAGAUUAAUGCUACCAUUGUAUGCCGUAUAUGUUCUCUACCGGUGCCGCGUACCUCCGUACCAGUGUUUACAACGGCGUGGGGAAGGUCUAGCACAGUUCAGCAACUCCCCGCAGGCGCGAGGGAAGAUUCACGCAAGUUGCGAAGAGUCAGUGCGAGCUCAACUUACGAACGCUGGACGUGCCGAGCUUACGGUGACGGCCCGGCUCCUGCGCGGCUUCCUGCGCUCAUCUCUUCCCCUUUUGGACUGCGGGGGUGAGGAGCAGCGCUCGGAUGCGCGCCCAGGAGCGCUGCUGAUUUCGAAAAGCCCGCGCUGCGCGAAGAUUGGCCCAGGCUCUCAAGGCUUUUCUGAUGCACCGGGGAUUUCGGGUUAUAUAGACGCCCCGCUUCUAACCCAACACGUACAGGCUUCCCCUGCACAGCGGAAGAGGUUAAUGAACUUCCUGUGUACGUGUUUACCUUCCCUGCUACAGUCUUUCUCGCUUCACCUAAAAUCUGUCGCCUGAAAACUCAUCACUCCCCAUGGAAAUCUCUGGGCGAAGCGGCUCCGAGCGGCACGAAUGCUUUCUGCCACCUUUUGAGCAGUCCGUGGUGCUGCCCGCCCUCGCCUGCACCUUUGGGGGAGGUGGAGGGGGGGGGGAAGGGACUUCGCGCUCCGCGGCUGCCAGGCUCGUCCCGCCCCGGGUGCCCUGGGGCUCGUUUCCGCCGCGGAGCAUCCCAGAGGCGCCGCGAGGUUGCGGCAGAAACUGGGGGGGGGGGGGGGGAGGUGGCUCCGGCGCGUCUCUCCCUGCCCUCCCGCACGGACCCUCCCAACUUUCCUCCCUGAAGCCACUCUUUCUUUAUUUUUUUUCCCUCUCCUCCCUUUCCCUAUCUAUUGACCUGGCCUUUCUUUCUUCACCUUUAUUAUUUUCAAGAAAUAUUCCCUCACGUCCUUAAGAAUCGUUCAGGAAAACAAUAAGAAUAAACGCUGCGUUUCCUCGCUUUCAGUCAUAAUGUUGAUAUAUCACCGCUUCCCUGGCAGGUAGGAGAAGGAGGAAUUCCGGGAAUUUUCUGCGCAGGUCCUAAUUCAGAUGCGUGACCUCAAGUCAGUAGCUGAUAACCCCCUAUUUCCGAAGUGCUUUUCAGAAUACAGUGUUUCUACAGUUCGGAGGAGAAAUCGUGGGAUCAGAUUUUGCCGUCUUUCACGCAUUCGUCUUUUUGCAACGAAUGUCAAUGUCCUAAACGCCUGUACUGAGGGAAUCAAAUACAAAAUAGAGCCUCUCUUCAGCCCUCUUCCUCAAAAGCUGUUGUUGUUAGGUUUUUUUCUGCAGUUUUCACUCAGACUGCAUCUGUGGGUGCUUCUAUGGGUGUGUGGAUUUUUUCUCCCCUCUGCUUUGCUCAGGUGUAGUUCUUUUUCUACGAGCAGCCUGACAUACAUCCCAUGCUAGGAGACACUGGACUUUGACUGAGAACAGUCCAACAACAGGUAUACUUCUGUGGCAAAGGUGUCAUCAGGCUUAAUACGUUUUUUCGGAGUGGAGCCUGAAAAGGCAAAAGCCGAAUGGUUGUAACGAAUUGUGCGAAACAGUAUGACACACGUUCCUGUUAAUUGAAUUCAAAUUGACCUCAGCGGGGGCCGCCCUGGAAUAA
Molecule: messenger RNA, 2485 nt
Organism: Rhea pennata
Lineage: Eukaryota; Metazoa; Chordata; Aves; Rheiformes; Rheidae
Product: histone H1.01-like
Exons: 1
Coding region: 17-691 (224 amino acids)
Biological process (GO): nucleosome assembly
Cellular component (GO): nucleosome
Molecular function (GO): DNA binding; structural constituent of chromatin
Source: RefSeq, a predicted model, not a curated record